AUGAACUUCUCUGCUUAUUCAGCCUGCGACUACAACAAGAGCAAUGAGGAUGGACUUUCUGAACCGUGUUCUUUCAGUGACAACAACAGUGUGAACGCUGUGGUUGGUCCUUACAUUCACUCCAUCAUCUGCAUCCUGGGCCUGGUGGGGAACAGCCUGGUCAUCCUGACCUAUGCCCUCUACAAGAGAACCAAAUCCAUGACUGACGUCUACCUGCUCAAUGUGGCCAUCGCUGACCUGCUGUUCGUUCUGGCUCUACCUUUCAUCGUCUACAACGAGCUGUACUCUUGGCCCAUGGGGCAGGUGGCCUGUAAGCUGCUGCGUGGUUCCUACAGCGUCAACCUGUACAGCGGCAUGCUAAUGUUAGCCUGCAUCAGCACCGACCGCUACAUCGCCAUCGUCCAGGCUCGCCGGAGCUUCAGGUUACGCUCGCUGUCAAACAGUCGCAUUAUCUGUGCCCUGAUCUGGAUCUUUGCCUUACUGGUGUCUGUUCCCACUUUCCACUUCUACCAUUGGUACCAACCAUCACAUAAUGCCGUCAUCUGGAUCAGCAACAUCACCGAACAGGAAGAGACAACAGAUCCACAGUACGUCUGUGAGUGGAAAUUUGAUGAUAGCAACACUGCUAGCAUAGUGAAGGUAGCUGUUCCCAGCACCCAACUGGCCAUUGGCUUCUUCCUGCCGCUGCUCAUCAUGAUCUUCUGCUACACUGCAGUCAUCGUCACCCUGCAGAAAUCACAAAGCUACAAGCGACACAAAGCGGUCCGAGUGGUGAUGGUGGUGGUGCUGGUGUUCAUCGUCUGCCACCUGCCUUACAACCUCAUUCUGAUGCACGACACCAUCCAUCUAUUUGACUAUAGUGACUGUGAGAAGAUGGACUCUCUGCUAACGGCGAUGUCUGUGCUGCAGACCGUCGCCUACCUGCACUGCUGCCUGAACCCGGUGCUGUACGCCUUCAUCGGAGUGAACUUCAGGAACCACUUCAGGAGGAUCUUCCGUGACCUGUGGUGUUUGGGUAAGAGGUAUAUCGCCCCGCAGCCCGAGUCGUUUCUCCAUGGUGGCCUUUAAUAUCUGCCGCUCAGUUGAUGUGUCUGUGAGGACAUCCAAUGCCCGCUGGGUGUUUAGCUAACAAUUACUCUACCCAGAUGUCCUUUCAGAUAAAGUUUCUUAGUCAAGGGCGACCCCUGAGACCUGGACUUUGACUCCCAUAGGAGUU
Molecule: messenger RNA, 1216 nt
Organism: Poeciliopsis prolifica (blackstripe livebearer)
Lineage: Eukaryota; Metazoa; Chordata; Actinopteri; Cyprinodontiformes; Poeciliidae
Product: C-C chemokine receptor type 6-like
Exons: 1
Coding region: 1-1068 (355 amino acids)
Biological process (GO): G protein-coupled receptor signaling pathway; immune response; chemotaxis
Cellular component (GO): membrane
Molecular function (GO): chemokine receptor activity
Source: RefSeq, a predicted model, not a curated record